AUGGAUAUAGUACAGUUGUGCGCCUGUGUAGGCUUUCCCUACAUUGGUGGUAUCAUAGGCUCCUCAAUGAUCGUAAAGAACUUGGAGUGGUACAAGAAUUUGAAGAAACCGAAAUUCACUCCCCCACCUUGGUUUUUUGGUCCAGCAUGGGGCAUUCUCUACGGCUGUAUGGGGCUCGCCUCUUUCAUUCUUCUGCAGGAAGCUAAGCCUGGUGCCAACAUUACACUUCCGCUCGUCCUCUAUUCCACUCAUUUGUUACUCAACUGGUCAUGGCCGUACGUUUUCUUCGGGUUGCGCAAAUUGAAGAUUUCAGUGGGAGUGAUAAUUGCCACCACAAUUUGUGCGACACAAUCUGCUAUUCUAUUCUCUGGGAUAAGUACUGCUGCUGGCUGUAUGAUGAUCCCCUACGUGUUGUACUUGAUAUUUGCCUCCUACCUCAACAUCGAGCAGGCUCUACGACGACGCACGUUUUCACCUCGCCUAUCUGACCGACGAGGAAACGCAACCUCAGAAGGUGGUGAUGAAGCAUACGAUCAGGCCAUGGAGAUUGAUGAGGCUAGACAGAUUUGGCAGCCGCUUCGACGCCUACCACCACCUCGGGCAGAAGAGUCCAACCCUCAUAAGACGGAAAAUGAGAUCGAGAAGAGUUCUGAGUGGGAGAAAGAGUACGAUGAGGCGAUGUGCAAAUAA
Molecule: messenger RNA, 690 nt
Organism: Echinococcus granulosus
Lineage: Eukaryota; Metazoa; Platyhelminthes; Cestoda; Cyclophyllidea; Taeniidae
Product: Translocator protein
Exons: 3
Coding region: 1-690 (229 amino acids)
Cellular component (GO): mitochondrial outer membrane
Source: RefSeq, a predicted model, not a curated record